Molecule: messenger RNA, 2523 nt
Organism: Talpa occidentalis (Iberian mole)
Lineage: Eukaryota; Metazoa; Chordata; Mammalia; Eulipotyphla; Talpidae
Gene: INPP5E
Product: inositol polyphosphate-5-phosphatase E
Biological process (GO): phosphatidylinositol dephosphorylation
Molecular function (GO): inositol-polyphosphate 5-phosphatase activity
Source: RefSeq, a predicted model, not a curated record
AUGCCGUCCAGGCUGGCCGGCCCGGGGCGCUCGCCGGCGGCUCCGCGGCAGCCCCGCGCCCCCGCGCCCCCGCGGCCCGAGGGCAGCAUGCUCCCCGGACCGCGCCCGGACCUCGCCUGCGCGGGCUCCCCGCGCCCCCUGAGCAUCCCCGCCGGCCCCGAGGACCCCCACGCCCGGCCCCGGCCCUCCCCGAAGCCGCCGCCCAGGCCCAGGCUGGAGCGCGCCCUGUCGCUGGACGAGAAGGGCUGGCGGCGGCGGCGCUUCCGCGCCAGCGGCGAGGACCUGGACGCCCAGGACCCGGCCGGCCCGCCCAGGGCCUCCGAGGACCCCGGGGCCCCCAUCCGCGAGGCCGCGCCCCCGAGCCUGAGCGCCUCCCUGCAGGAAAUCCCCAGCUCGCGCCGCGCCCAGGCUGCGGGGCCGUCCUCCUGGGGCAACUGCCUGUCGGGCAUGAUCAGCUCUUCCCUGGACCUCCUGCACCGCGAAGGGGCCGCGGGCAGGGGCACCCCCAGGCUGGCCGGCCUGCUGCCCCCACGCCUGCCGCCCGCCGCGGACCUGAGGACGGCCGGCAAGGCGGGCGCCGACCAGGAGGACAAGCCGCGCCUGCAGACCCGGCUCUUCCGGGCCCACAGCAGCCUGGGCCCCAGCCGCGCCCCCAGCCCCCUGACCUACGACCACGGCUCCCUCCGCUCGGCCAAGUCCUCCUUCAGCCUCCUGGCGCCCAUCCGCGCCAAGGACGUCCGCAGCAGGAGCUACCUGGAGGGGAGUCUCCUGGCCAGCGGGGCGCUGAUGGGGGCGGAGGAGCUGGCCCGGUACUUCCCCGACCGGAGCCUGGCCCUCUACGUGGCCACCUGGAACAUGCAGGGCCAGAAGGAGCUGCCCGCAAACCUGGACGAGCUCCUGCUGCCUGCCGAGGCCGACUAUGCCCAGGACCUGUACGUGGUGGGGGUCCAGGAGGGCUGCUCCGACAGGCGGGAGUGGGAGACGCGCCUGCAGGAGACGCUGGGCCCGCGCUACGUCAUGCUGCACUCGGCGGCGCACGGCGCGCUGCACCUGGCGCUGCUGCUGCGCCGGGACCUCAUCUGGUUCUGCUCAGAGGUGGAGAGCGCCACGGUGACCACCCGCAUCGUGUCGCAAAUCAAGACCAAGGGCGCCCUGGGCGUGGGCUUCACCUUCUUCGGCACCUCCUUCCUCUUCAUCACCUCCCACUUCACCUCCGGGGACGCGAAGGUCAGCGAGCGGCUGCUGGACUACAGCAAGACCGUGCAGGGCCUGGCGCUGCCCAAGAACGUGCCGGACACGAGCCCCUACCGCUCCGACGCCACCGACGUCACCACGCGCUUCGACGGCGUGUUCUGGUUCGGAGACUUCAACUUCCGCCUGAGUGGCGGCCGCGGGGCAGUGGACGCCAUCCUGAAGCGCGGCCCGGGGGGCGACGUGCGGGCGCUGCUGCAGCACGACCAGCUCACGCGCGAGAUGAGGAAGGGGUCCAUCUUCAGGGGCUUCCAGGAGCCGGACAUCCACUUCCUGCCGUCCUACAAGUUCGACGUCGGGAAGGACUCCUACGACAGCACGUCCAAGCAGAGGACGCCGUCCUACACGGACCGGGUCCUGUACAGGAGCCGCCACAAGGACGACAUCUGCGCGGUCAGGUACUCCUCCUGCCCCAGCGUCAGGACGUCGGACCACCGGCCCGUGUACGGCCUGUUCCGGGUGAAAGUGAGGCCCGGGAGAGACAACAUCCCCCUGGCUGCCGGCAAGUUCGACCGGGAGCUGUACUUGCUGGGGAUUAAACGGCGGAUUUCCAAAGAGAUGCAGCGGCAGCCGGCGCCGAGCAGCCAGAACUCCAGCGCCGUGUGCGCCGUUUCCUGAGCUCAACGGCGGGGCGGGGCCGCACCUUUAGGGGCUCUCACUCUUGGGGCACAGUGGGGCCGCUGUGAGCGGCUGUCCCGCGGCAGGUGCCCGGCCUCCUCCUUGGGACGGGUCCAGAUAGGCUGACCCAUAGCUGUCCCCACAGACAGCCCUUUGAGUGUCCCCCUCACCAGCCCAGCCCGGCGUUCGCGCUGGCCACGCCACCUCCAGUCACUCGGGGGGCCACUGCUUGAGUGGGGCUGGCGCUGGGCCGCUCACAGGCCCCCCCGCCCUCCUGUCCAUUUGCAGCCAGGCACAGCCUCCAGUCCGAGGCCCUGGCAGCCCCUUGGCGCCUGCCCCAUCUCUGAGCACAGGGGGCUGCCUCUGCCCCCCCACCCCGCCCCCAGAGCCUCCCGUCCAUCCUCAGGCCGAGGGGGCACCCCGCCGCUGGGCCUGGGGGGAGGCUGGUUCUCGGCGUUGGGCAGGGAAGCCCUGGCCAGAGAAGCCGGCAGCCAGCGGCCCCCAUUUUCUUUGGCCCCCGUCUUGGAGCUGCUGUCACCGUCUCGUCUCAAAUCAUCUGACAGGAACAGGUCUUGAACGUGUCAAAGCCUAGGGCAUUCAAUCUAGUCUUUUAAAUUAUUUUUCCAUAUUUAUAUUUUUAAAUAAAUGCAUACG